AUGAUCCCUCGGCAAUCGGGACCUCUCUCUGCCAAUCGUCUUGUCGUUGAUGUCAGCCGAAGAACCCCACCUGGGUUCCGCUUCAAGCCAAGCUUCGGGUCGGAUCGGAUUUUCCAGACCCCGAGCAGCACCCCUCCAGACGUCACUGUCACAAGCCCAGAGCGGGCCCAGUGCAGGGACCCCUGUUCUAGGUGGGGGGUGGCCCGAGCUUUUGGCCCAAAAAUUUCGAGCUUGGAGCCCGCGACAGCGUGCAUCGAGACGUCUGGGGGGUCUUGA
Molecule: messenger RNA, 276 nt
Organism: Podospora pseudopauciseta
Lineage: Eukaryota; Fungi; Ascomycota; Sordariomycetes; Sordariales; Podosporaceae
Exons: 1
Coding region: 1-276 (91 amino acids)
Source: RefSeq, a predicted model, not a curated record